This is a messenger RNA of Lingula anatina, 1378 nucleotides long. RefSeq lists its product as uncharacterized. Gene Ontology annotation, molecular function: phosphatase binding. NCBI's taxonomy places the organism in Eukaryota, Metazoa, Brachiopoda, Lingulata, Lingulida, Lingulidae. The record is from RefSeq and is a predicted model, not a curated record.
GAACAGCGGUCGGUACGAAAUAAGAAAACAAAGCAGCUUUGAACAAGAAACUUUCAAAAUAGAAAGAAACUGGGCUGAGUUGAGGCCAAUGGCAGAUUCAGUCAGAGAGUUGAAGGAAAACUGCCCUCCAGCUGUGCAACAGGGACACAGACCUAGACAUUUCUGUGGUAGUUCUAAACCUCUGAGAGAAUCAAACACAGGAGAUAUGCCAGUAGUGAAGAGUGCAGCCUCCAAGUAUGAAGGGGGGCAGUCAUACCAACAAGCUAAGAGGGUGGAGAAAGAGGACAAGGAAAACAGACCCAGAAAACCAUCAGGCAGAAAAACAAGACAGAAAACAAAACAAUCAAAUUUAGAUUUUGAAAUUUUUGAUAAUUAUACACAGAUGUCAGCACCAUUCAUGCAAUCCAAUAAUAUAAAAAAGAUGAAGGUGCCUCAGAGGCCAAUUUCAAAGACUUCAGAUUAUGUUCCAAAACCAGCAAACCAUGACUUUAUGCCAGCAAGUAGAGACCAUAUGAUAAAACUACAGGGACCUCUGCCUAGGAGUCUCCAAGGAAGCCCAGAAUCUCAACUCUCAAACUGGACAGAGAGGAACCGUGGCACAUGUACAUCUGGUUACCAUAGCGACACAGAUACAGAAGCCAUAGCAACCAGCAGUCAAGUUGAUGAUUGCAAUGUAGCAACUGAAGUCAUGGUAACUGCAAGUAAUUUUACUGUGUCUCAAAGUGGUACAGACACAGAAACUGUGGUAACCAACAAAAUGGACAGUUACCAUAGAAACACAUUUAAGAGAGCCAUAACCACAGAUAGAAAGGCUUGUUGCCAAGGUGAUGCAACCAUGGCAACCAAAAGGACAAAUAGCCACUGUAGCAGUGGUGACAUUCAUGAUUCUAGUAACAACAUACAGCAUUUGUCACCUUUGAGUAACAUUAGCUCGACAAUGUUUGUUUGUCACCGGAGUCCGUCUGGCCAUCCUGUUCAAAGCAAUGUUAGCGAACAAGCUAGUGUAGACUACAGAGGUAGUACCAGAGCUAGUGGGAGAUCAACAUUUGGCUGCAGACUAUCCAGAGGGCAACAGACAGCUAAGACAUCCCAUAUCAACUCUGAUACCCACUCUGCAUCAGGCUAUAAGACCAGUGAUGUUGGGAGUGCUGGUGACAGUGUGACAUUAUAUUGUCAGUCAGACAACACCCUCACAACAAAGGAAUUGGAGACCCCCUACACUGCUGCCCCCUAUUGUGAAAACGAGAUGAAUGAAGCAGAGAAAGUGCAACACUGGUUGAAUGUCUCGUCUUUUCAAACUGAGUUGAAUUGCUAUCUGACCCCUGUGCUUGCCAUCUGCCCCAGGGAAGCAGGGUGCACUGUCAUAGGUGGUUUAUAA